UUUAUAAAACACGUCAUGUGACACAUGUUCUCAAGCAACAAUUCUAAUAUUUUUUGUACACUACAAGAACAGAAACUGGUGAAAAAGUGUGCGGAAUAACAAAGCAAGUAACAGAUUUCCUUCCCUCUAUUCAAUUUCCUGUGUGUACCAACCAUAUUGUUAGCAUUGUGUUUAUUUCAUUCUAUUGUUCUCUGUGUCUCUGUUCCUCUGAGUCUCUGUUCCUGUGUGUCUAUUUAUCUUCUUCCUCCUCUUUUCCUCCCGAUGUAGGACGGAGUCUGGGAGUCGCACUACAAAAAAAACUAUCGCUGCCUCCUCAAGUAGCUCCAGCGAUCAUAAACGUUCACGCUUUUUACGUAGCAGUUGGGGCGACAUUUCCAGCGCCCCAUCGGCGUUAAAUUUGGCGCCGCCGAUAGGCCAAUUAUCAGUAAUUUUCCCCUAGCAACCAUAACCUGAUUGGCUAUUUAGCUGCAGGACUGGGCGCCUAGUUUUGAAAUUUGAAGUUUCUGAGUCUGCUCAUUGCGCGCUGCAGAAGUAAAGCUAGUCUCUGAUUGGAUAAUUGGUGUGAGAGCGGGAGCUCUGUUUACCGCAGUCAUUACCGACCUAGCGCCAGACAAAGCGUUACAAGCGAGGAAAGAGCAGAACUGAGAGACUUGUGGAAAACUCCGGUGGAUUUAAUUCAACUUUGAAGGCUGUAGUUGACGGUCAGCGUCGUUUGUGGCUUCAGCCUCAGGCUACAUUCUCACGGUAAGACUGAUUUUGACUCAUUUUGUUUGUUCAUUGAGCAACAACUUAGUGCUGGUAGGCGCACACUUGAUUCUGAAAAUGAUAACCUGCGUCUUUUGUAAGAGAGAACUGAGCUCGUUGAAGGCAUACGUGCUACACUGUAGAGUGCAUAGAAAUGAGCCUCGUUGCAUUUUUAAAUGUGUUGGUGAACAAUGCAGUCGAACUUUUGCAACAUAUACUGGAUUCAGGCAACAUUUUUAUCGUGACCACAGUGCACCGCAGCCAUGUGCCUCAGCCAUUGUUGCAGAUUUAAAAUGUGCUGUUUCUUUAUGUGUGUGCCGUUUUCAGACGGUAAAAGAGCUAGUUUCUCAUUUAUUCAAGCAUAUAGAAGAAGGCAGAUCUGUAAGCUGCCCUGUGCGUGGUUGUACACGAGUUUAUACCAAGGGUUCCUCAUUUACUUCGCACAUGUCGCGCCAACAUAAAGCGUGCUCAACAGACAGCAUUCAUGACAUGUACAGAGAAGUUGGUCCUCAGUCCUCAAGUCUCAUCGAGUCUUUGGAUGUUUUAGAAAGCACAAAUGAGCCCAUGCCAACCACUUCUACAGCCACUGAUUUGCCAGAGCAGGAUAGCCAGACUUAUUUGAGGAACAUGUGCCUUUUUUACUUAAAACUACAAGGACAGCUUCUUGUUCCUGCCACCACUGUUCAGACUAUUAUUGAGGAAAUGCUAAAUGUGCAUGACUUAGGAUUAAACCACACACUGACCAAAGUAACGUCUUUAUUAAAACGUGACCUGGGACUUGAAGAUGAAGCAAUUUCUAAAAUAACUGAUUGCAUUAAAGAUUCUGAUCUGUUCUCUUCAUGUCAUCAUGGCCCUCUGAGAACCACAUACACCAGAAGACAGACUUUUACUCAAUUGUUCAAGUACGCUGAACCCAAAAAAGUUUCAUUAGGGACAGAUGAAACCAUGACACAAAGAUAUGCUUACUACAUACCAGUAACAGAUACUUUGAAGAACCUUUUACAGUCAGAUCUAUGGCAAAAUUCAGUGUUACAAGAGUCAGGAGAGUCAAACGGAGAAGUUCUCACAGAUAUAUGUGAUGGGCAAAAUGUCAAACAAAACCAGUUUAUUGCUGAAAAUCCUAAGUGUCUGAAGCUGAUUUUAUAUCAAGACGCAUUUGAAAUAGUGAACCCACUGGGUUCUGCAAAAAAAACUCAUAAAGUUCUUGCAGUUUAUUUGUCAGUUGCAAAUCUACAGAUUCAUACGCGCUCCAAUACUGAUCACAUGUUUCUUGUUCUGUUGUGCAGUGAGAAUGAUCUUAAGCGAUUUGGCGUAGCAAAGGUAUUUUCAGAAUUGUUGACAGAUCUGAAAUCCUUAGAGACAGAAGGAAUCACUGUAAAUGGGGAAGCACUAAAAGGAGCUCUGUACUGCAUAGCUGGUGAUAACUUGGGCUCUCACGCCAUUGGAGGGUUUACUGAGAACUUCAGCCGCUCUCAAUAUUUUUGCAGGUACUGUGAAAUCACAAGACGCGAGUUUGAAGCAGAUCCAACCGUCUGUGGGCCACUGCGUACACCAGCAGAAUACGACGCUGCUGCAGUUGCUAAUCCUGAGGCUGAAAACAUUCAAGACAACAGAGGUGUAAAGGUGUGACAAAAUGUAAAAAUGAGCGACGUCGAACAAACUUUCUUGAACGAUGUCAUCACCGAAGUCCUUCCUGACCUGCCUGCCCCAACGAAAAGCAUCUUGGAGGAGCAGUUGCAGUCUAUUGGGGUGGAGUGCUAUGACGACUUGCGAUUCAUACAGGAGUCUGAUUUGUCAGCAUUGAGACCUAUCCAAGCCCGAAAGCUGCUUGCUGCUUGGAAGCUGAAAUAUCAGACUCCUGAAAACAGCUCUCAGUCAUCUGUUGACUCUUCACCUUCUACAUCACAGCCAUUGCUCUCUGCAACUCCCAGAAGCUCACCAUCGACCUCUUCCUGUAGCCCAGGACUUGCAAUGGCAUGGAUGGAUAACUUUGAAAUUCCAUAUAGCAAAUUUCCAGAAGAACUAAUGCAGCGCUUGGAAAGGGGAAGAAGACCAAGUCCAAAACUAAGAAAAGAGAUGAUUCGUAUUAUUGUAAAAGAGAUGACGAAAAAAGGCUCCCCAAUAGGCAGAAAACAUGCAAAGGAAGUUGCCAAAAAACUUGUUGCAAAAUACCCAAAUUCUUUACAGGACACAAUUGAGGGAGAUAUUGUGGGAACCGGGUACGAUUCACUGCUGAAACAGUUGCUGUAUAGAAUCGACAAUGUUAAGCGCAAUACUACACCCACAGUAAGGAAAAGAAUACAUGAGACUGACACAGACACUGACGAAGUCCCAGCAGAAAAAAAGGCUUCUAUACAAGACACGUACGGCUGUAUUAAAUGGCAUGUCAAAUUUCUGCCCAUAAAGGAAACACCUGAGAGCCAGCAGAGAAAAAAGAAGAGCUCAAGAAGAUGUUUCAGCAGUCUGAUGUGAAUCCGGAGGAGGUCAAGAAGCUAAUGAAAUGCACGUUUUACACCCAGCGGAAGGACGUCAACGAGGGAAAGAGCAUCAAAUACCUGAAGGAGGAGUGGCCUUUUUUCUUUCAGGAAAUCGGCAUGUCUGUCCACUUCAAAGAACUGACAGGAAUAGAGCUGAACGAAACUUUCACUAGAAACUUGGAUUUGAAGGGGAAAAGACUGCUUAACUACAUGGCCAAAGUAUGUAUCAACAAGAGCAAGAAGUUCCUGCAGACUUACACAAGACUUGAAAUCCUGCGAGGUGAGCGGAGUGGCUGCUCUGAAGAAGUAAAGGAAAUGGUCCUUCUCCUUCUCUGCUAUUUUGACGAGAAACAGGAGGCGAUGUUCUUCCAUGUGGACGAUACCUGCCUGGCAGAGGAGGUCCAACUGGAGCAGGUGCCUCUGACACCCACCUUGAUAGUGUGCGGGCAGUCCUGUUUUUCUUCAAAACGAUUCAUGCUGAGUGUGGACAAGAAAAUUGUGCAUCCCAACAUCUCGUCCUUCAUAUCUGCACUCUGCUUGAUGUUUGGAAGCUACUAUUGCUUUAAUAUCCACUACCCAACGGAGCUGGCCUCAACGCUUGAGUUUCUUCAACGUUGUUUUUACUCAAUCAACCCGGAAAAAGGAACCAAAGUGGAGAAGAAAAACCCUCGACGUCUCACGGUGAAUCCUCGCGUCCUCACUCUCAUCCAAGAACUGUCUGAUCACGAAUGGUGUGACUCCUGAAUAUAGACUGAACACAAGGCUGGUGCCUCUCUCAGACGUUUGAAAAGCGAAGUUGUAAGUUUUCAUUUUGUUUCAUGUGUUUUUGCACAUUGUCUUACCGGUCUUAUUCAGUUUCGCUGAACAUUCAAAAGACUUGUGUCAAAUUUAAAAAGUCUGUUUCUUCGUAUUAGUUUUGACUAAAAAUUGUACUCUGGUCCAUAAAAUUGUACUUCAUAAAUGUUUCGAAUCAACUUUUUUUUUCUUGCGAGAGUUUGAACUCAAUCCUAACAACUAAACCUUUUGUGAUCCUUUCUACAUCAUUAUACUAGUUCCUCAAAAACCUUGUUAACAUUUUUUAUAUGGCUUUGUUGAUCAAUGGAUCAAUUAGUGUGAAUAUAUUAUGUUCUUUGUGUGUUGGGCUCAAGAAUUGUUGUGCAAAAUGGUUACCUUUCAGUUCAUAUUGAUACCAGUGCAUACUUUCCCUGUACUUAACCUUACAGGAGCACUUUUUG
This is a messenger RNA of Acanthochromis polyacanthus (spiny chromis), 4456 nucleotides long. RefSeq lists its product as uncharacterized. Bases 823 to 2373 code for a protein of 516 amino acids. The transcript is spliced from 5 exons. Lineage: Eukaryota; Metazoa; Chordata; Actinopteri; Pomacentridae. The record is from RefSeq and is a predicted model, not a curated record.